AUGAGCGGCACUGCUGGAGCUGCACCCCCGGCAGCCGUGCUCGGCUUGGGCUUGGACAUCGGCGGGCCGUGGCACCAAAGGGCCGUCCGAAAGAGCGGAGCGCUGGCCCAGACCCACCUCCUCACCAGCUCGGCAGGAGGAGGAGGACGCAGGGGCCCCCAAGCCCCUCUGAGGCUGCCUUCUCUGGUGGGGCCUCGCAGGAGCAGCGGCACGGCGCGUCUCAGCCUCAGUGAACCGUCUCUCCGCAGCCCAAAUGAGAACGUCCAGUUCGAGGGAUUCUCCUGCGGCCGUGGCCCCAGUGUUUUGCAAAAGCGACCCCCGUCUCCUCCUCCACUCUACAAGUCAUCAGCCCUGCUCCCUUCCAAGACCUGCCACCCAUCCGCCAGCCGCCAGCCUCAUCAGCGGCAGAACCAGCGGCAGGUCCAAGGCUGCAGCAGACCGACCUAUAUCCACUUCUCCCGGGCCAUCCAGCCCAGCUCCAGGCCAAGACCAGUGAGGCGUCAUUCACACAACUCGACCUUGGGCGCAGACACGGGCGACCUCCGACCUUUCGCGAUGCAGUAUUGUAACUCCUCGUCUCAGGGAGAGCCUCUUUCUGUCAUUGGGAAGCCUUGUCUUCCGAGCUGCAGUCAGCGCCCCGCUCAGGCUGCUACUGCCGGUCCAGCUCGCACUCAGCUUCAUGUGUUUCUGCCCACAGAGGCGGAGGCAGACGAGGCGGACAGCGAGUCUGUGGAUGAAGGCUUCAUGGACGAGCUGGACAGUAGGAUAACCUCCAUGAAGCUCCAGCAGGGGGCGCCAAAGACAGUUACAUACCACUGACAGGCAAAAACAGAUGGAUCACCUGUUGUUGUAGAAUAUGGCCAAAAGUAUACGGACAACCCUGUCCAUAUAUUUUUGUGUUCUGGGGCCUUUUUUUUUUUUUUGUUAAAGAUUUGGGCUAGAAAUUUUUAUUGAUGUUUCAGAAAAUAGUGUGCUUCCUGCUCUAUGGUAACAGUUUGUGAAAGACCCUUUCCUGUUUCAACAUGACAUGACAAUGAUCUGAACACAAACAGGGUCCAAAGGUCCUGACUUGGACCCAGGCCUCAUUAGCCAACAUCAGUGUUGGACCUCACCAAUGUUCUCGUCAUUGAGUUGGAACAAAUCCCAGCAGCCAGGUUCCAAAAUGUGGUGGAAAACCUUCCCCGAAGAGCAUGUUUAAAGCCCAGAGUUUCGGAAUGAGAUGUGUGACAGUCGCAUAUGGUAUAUGUGUAAUGUUGAUAAUGAGUGUCUGCAUACUUUUGGCCAUGUAGUCUAUGUCUGUAAAAGCAGCUUAGACUUAAACCUCUGUUUACACUUUGGUCUAUCUAAAAGUUAGUGCAAUGACAUGCAGUUGUGCUGGAAAUAAGAACAUGGGAUUAAAAGUAAAAAUAUGGUUUCGUAUUUGUGACUAAACAAAAAAUUUCAGAGUUCCCAACCUAAAAAUUAGGGCAUUUAUAUUAAAUUUCACACUAUGAAUUGCAUUGUUUGGUAAAUUUGGUUGCAAAACAAUGUAUUUUCAUGUCUUUUUUGCAUGAAUAUGCAAACAUUUUCAUCACCAUCCUGUUUCCGUUGGAGUCAGGUGCUAUGCAGACAGCUGUGCAAACCAUAAACAGUGUUUGUGUGUUAAAUCAUGUGUUAGUGUAAAUACAGUUUGGUUUGAAGAUUUAAUUUGGACUUCGCUGCAAUACAAUCAGUCGAUAUCAAAGGCCAGAAGUUAAUAAAAACUGGGAAGUAUUUUUGGAUGUUUUGGGCAUCAAAUUGUAAUUUUUAAAAUGAAGAAGGAAUGGUGCAACUAGAUCUGGCAAGAAUAAGCUGAGUAAUAAAUCUACCUUUAUGAAGCAGUUUCUGAGUAUGCAGUGUACAUUUAAUUCUGUAGUUGUUUUACACCACCAUCACCUGAAAAAGACACAAGUGUGUUAAGGUUUUAAUUGAAAGAGAAAUAAUGCAACACUGUUAGUGUGGAGCCGUCAGUCAGCUCUGACAUUCAGAGUUGAUGUUUCAACACAACGUCACUUACAUUGUUCCAAGUUGGGUGUAUGGCUGCAAAUUUGGAGCUACUGUGGUUAUUAUUUAUAACAUUAAAAACAACCUCUCUCUUUGUGGUUGUUUUGCAUCCCACAUCUUUUGAAUCUCUGUAGUGAUUUUUGCAUCUGCAGACAUUUUGAGUC
Xiphias gladius (swordfish) is the source of this 2186-nucleotide messenger RNA. RefSeq lists its product as uncharacterized. The transcript is spliced from 2 exons. NCBI's taxonomy places the organism in Eukaryota, Metazoa, Chordata, Actinopteri, Istiophoriformes, Xiphiidae. The record is from RefSeq and is a predicted model, not a curated record. Bases 1 to 819 code for a protein of 272 amino acids.